AUGUUUUCUGUCAAGGUUUUGUCAUCCCAUUGGAGAAUUCUCUUUUGUAUCUUGGAAAUUGGAUUUUUAUUGGUUCCUACUUUAGAAGCUGCAAAAGCCUGGUCUGUUACUAAAGUAAAGGCCCAAGAUACAGAUAAGCUGACCAUCUCAUGUCCAACUGGAUUCCACAUUGUUAUCACAUAUGGAGAAUAUGGAAACAAAGAUUCUAACUGUUCAGAUGUUUUUAAUCAAUACAGUUUAGCUCGGAAGUGUAACUACAAACAGGUAUGUGUUUUUCUUCAAGUAAAUGAUGGCAUGAAAACUUCCUGUCCCCAAGGCACUAAGCAAUAUUUAAAUUUACGCUAUAAGUGUAUGUCAGGUCAGAGUAUGUUACAAUUCACUCAACUUACUCAAAAAGAUAAAGUACACAGGCUUUCAUGUCCUUUGAAUGCCAGGAUAUACAUUGUUAAUGCAACAUAUAGUGAUAACGAAAAUACUUGUGUGAUUGAUGCAAAAGAAGAUGUAAAAUUUAGUUGUUGGGAGCAUGAAUGCACAUAUCAUAACACCAUUCAUGGUAUUAAUGAUACAUGUCCUAAUUUGAAAAUGAAGUUAUUGAUAAUGUACAUCUGUAAAGUAGGUAAGUACAUCUUCAAAAGACUUUCUCAUAAUCAUAUCUGA
This is a messenger RNA of Acanthosepion pharaonis, 657 nucleotides long. NCBI's taxonomy places the organism in Eukaryota, Metazoa, Mollusca, Cephalopoda, Sepiida, Sepiidae. The record is from the annotation of a GenBank genome assembly.